AGACAACAGGGACCCAUUAUAGUUUGAACAAGGGCGUCCGGCUGCCGUGGUGAGCCGCAUUCCAGAGCUUCGUUUCCUGCAGCCGAGAAGCUACGGAUGGCGGAGAUUGAGUUGAAAACUGCACCAGCUGAUUUUCGCUUUCCCACGACAAAUCAAACAAGGCAUUGUUUCACUCGCUUCAUCGAAUAUCACAAGUGUUUGAAUGCUAAAGGUGAAGAUGCUGCUGAGUGUCAAAAGUUUGCCAGAUACUAUAGAUCUCUGUGCCCAGGGGAAUGGAUUGAGAAAUGGAAUGAGCAAAGGGAGAAUGGCACUUUUCCAGGCCCCCUCUAAGCGACCAAUGCCUAGAAUUAUGCUGCUCUUGACCACUGUUUUCCUCGAUGCCUGGUGCUGGUCCGGACCUGUGGUUUGCUUUGCUGUUACAGAAUUCUUGCUGCUGAUUGCAUGACAACUUUUAUUUGUUAUGUUUUUUAACAUUUGCUUGAAUAAAAGGAAGGUACAAGUUUAUCUGCAAAUUAUUUACAUGCAAACCAACUCUGUAGUCUUCGUGUUGGUUUUUGUGUUGGUUAUCCCGCAUACACUUUGCUAUGUUUAGCUUCAGGAAAUACCUGCAG
Molecule: messenger RNA, 611 nt
Organism: Elaeis guineensis (African oil palm)
Lineage: Eukaryota; Viridiplantae; Streptophyta; Magnoliopsida; Arecales; Arecaceae
Product: cytochrome c oxidase subunit 6b-3
Cellular component (GO): respiratory chain complex IV; mitochondrion
Source: RefSeq, a predicted model, not a curated record